UUCGAGCUCGUAAAACCGUCUGCUGCACUUUUGACAUUUCGUUUGAAGCUAGCUAUCUCUGUCAGCAUUCACGAUGCCGCGAGGUGGUAAAAAAGGCCAUAAAGGCAGAGGAAAGCAGUACAACAAUCCAGAAGAAAUUGACCGCCAAAUGAAAGCGCAGAAAGAAAUGAGAGAGUGUGGUGCCAGUGCUGAGAAGGAGAGCUCUUCAGAGUCUGAGGAGGAGAGUAGCAGUGAUGAAGAGUCUGAAUUCAGGAGAAGAAAUGGUGUGCAGGGUCUAAUCGAAAUUGAGAACCCCAACCGCGUGUCUCAAAAGAACAAGAAGGUCACUGAGGUAGAUGUAAAUGCUCCACGAGAGUUGUCUCGCAGGGAAAGAGAGGAGAUUGAGAAGCAGAAAUCUAAGGAACGGUAUAUGAAGCUUCAUCAGGAGGGCAAGACUGAUCAGGCCAGAGCUGACCUGGCUAGACUAGCCAUCAUCAAGAAACAGAGAGAAGAGGCUGCCAAGAAGAGAGAUGAACUCAGGAAAGAAAAAGAAGCUGAGGAGGCCAAAGGGAAGCACUAGUCCAUAUCCGAAAAUGUCUACAUGUGCAUCAGUCUCGACAGGAUGGAGAGGGGAUGAAGCAGGAGAUUCUGAGAAACACUCUGAGGAAAUCAUCAUGUGGGAUGCCAGGUUACAGGUGCUUCUUCUGUCUCCAAUUUGAAACCAGAGGUCACGUGGGUCUUCCAGAACAGUGUGGUCAACGCAGGUAACACGGGUGACGCUACGCAAGAUGAAGAGAAAGGCAUCAUUUGGGAAUUCUCUGAAGUUGAGGACUGCAGGUUUGCCCAAGUGUUUCAAAGACUCUUUACUCUUCUGCACCAACCAUUUUUUAAAAUAUCGAUGCUGCUCAAUUCAUGUCUGCUUAUUCAUGCAUUUUUAGAAAACCUACUGGUGUCAUGCCAACAAUCAUGAGAAGAUGACGUGUACUUUUACAGUACGUCUCACGUGUUAUUUAGAAACUGACGCUAAUGUGCUAGCACUUGAGGGGGGGGGCAGAAUUAUUAAGACCGUAUGAUUUUGCUCUGUCAAUAUUUGAGAAAAGUACAAUUUUAAAACCACCAUUCUGAACUUGAUGCGCAACAGUGAAUUCAGGCUCUCUUCAGCCCAGAAGGGCUUAUCAUCUCUUACCCAAAUCUGUAUACUAUGUUGGAAUUCUUUUCACGUGGUACUCCAAAUAUGAUUUCCAUUUCACGGUCAAUGCCCCACUGUAACUGACAUUUCCCGGUUCUGAUUGGUCUGUCUUCAUGCGAUUGUCUUCUGUUGCCUUCUCAACGUUUACAUGAGACCAACUCACUGUCUAUCUCCAAGACUCUCACCAUAGCCUCAGUCCAUUUGACGUGUUGCAGUAUUGCCUAUAUUUCUAAAGAAUGGAUCGGUAUUUACUUUCUCUACCAGUAAGAAUCGGAUGGCAUCAGACAUUGUGACUCCACAUCAAUGUGAUGGAAACUCAGAGUGCACUUACACUUGUCCGCCAGUAGAUGGUAUUGCAACUAGCAUUUGAAAUUCAAAUCUUCAGAAACGUGAUCAGAGCAUUCCUCAAUUCUUCAUUCAUACAUUAGGGAAUCAUCUUAAAACAAUAAAAUAAUUCAAAAGUAAAC
This is a messenger RNA of Synchiropus splendidus (mandarinfish), 1635 nucleotides long. It is a transcript of the gene pdap1a, whose product is annotated as pdgfa associated protein 1a. Bases 74 to 559 code for a protein of 161 amino acids. Gene Ontology annotation, molecular function: RNA binding. The record is from RefSeq and is a predicted model, not a curated record. Gene Ontology annotation, cellular component: cytosol. The transcript has 6 exons. Lineage: Eukaryota; Metazoa; Chordata; Actinopteri; Syngnathiformes; Callionymidae.